AUGAUUUUUUUUUUUUUUUUUGAUAUUAACUUAAAUUUGUGAAACAAAUAAUCUAUAAUACUUUAUUUUUAACAGCUUGUUACCAGCAAAAUUAUGCUGGGCACUAAUGUAUCAUAUCAUACAAGGACCUCAAUCUAUGAUGAUGUUUAAAGGAAGAGGGGAAGAACAAGUACUAAAGAAUAACAAUAACGUGGCAAUAAUACCCAAAGGAACUGUA
Heterotrigona itama is the source of this 217-nucleotide messenger RNA. Lineage: Eukaryota; Metazoa; Arthropoda; Insecta; Hymenoptera; Apidae. The record is from the annotation of a GenBank genome assembly.